AUGAUCACCGGCGCCAGCCGGGGCAUCGGCAAGACCAUCGCAUUGGGGCUCGCCGCGGAGGGUUGCCGGCUGAGCCUUUGCGCCCGAGGCCGGGAGGAUCUCGAUGAAACCGUCAGCGAGCUCCGGGCAAGCGGUGCGGAGGUCCUUUCAUCGACCCUGGACGUCACCGACGAGAACGCGGCGCGCCGGUGGUUCGACGAGACCCGGGACCGGUACCAAACCAUCGACAUUCUCGUGAACAACGUCGGCGGCUCGCGCCCCGGCGGGAACCUUUCCGCCUCGAACGACGACUGGCACCGCGGUCACGGCGGAGGCACGGGCCACUACGAGGCGGUCGAGAUCACCUACGAUCCGGCCAAGGUCAGCUACGAGGCCCUGCUCACCGCGUUCUGGCACUCGGUGGAUCCGACCGAUGGCGGCGGCCAGUUCUGCGACCGCGGCCAGUCCUACGAGACCGCGGUUUUCGCCGCGAACGAGAAGGAACGUGGCCUUGCCGAGGCUUCCAAGAAAGCGGCGCAAAAGAGGGUCGACAAACCCAUCGUCACCCCGAUCCUGGCCGCCAAGCCGUUCUACGCCGCGGAAGAUUAUCACCAGGACUAUUACACGAAUAACCCGCUCCGCUACCGCUACUACCGGUUUAGCUGCGGCCGCGACAGUCGAGUGAAGGAGAUCUGGGGCAAGCACGCCUACGAAGGCAUCCCGGACCACGGGUGA
Geodia barretti is the source of this 714-nucleotide messenger RNA. The record is from the annotation of a GenBank genome assembly. Lineage: Eukaryota; Metazoa; Porifera; Demospongiae; Tetractinellida; Geodiidae.